GCAAAGCUGCAGCGUCUGGAAAAAAGCGACUUGUGGCGGUCGAGCGUGGCGCAGGCGAAUCCUCGGCACUAAGCAAAUAUGGACCUCGCGGCGGCAGCGGAGCCGGGCGCCGGCAGCCAGCACCUGGAGGUCCGCGACGAGGUGGCCGAGAAGUGCCAGAAACUGUUCCUGGACUUCUUGGAGGAGUUUCAGAGCAGCGAUGGAGAAAUUAAAUACUUGCAAUUAGCAGAGGAACUGAUUCGUCCUGAGAGAAACACAUUGGUUGUGAGUUUUGUGGACCUGGAACAAUUUAACCAGCAACUUUCCACCACCAUUCAAGAGGAGUUCUAUAGAGUUUACCCUUACCUGUGUCGGGCCUUGAAAACAUUCGUCAAAGACCGUAAAGAGAUCCCUCUUGCCAAGGAUUUUUAUGUUGCAUUCCAAGACCUGCCUACCAGACACAAGAUUCGAGAGCUCACCUCAUCCAGAAUUGGUUUGCUCACUCGCAUCAGUGGGCAGGUGGUGCGGACUCACCCAGUUCACCCAGAGCUUGUGAGCGGAACUUUUCUGUGCUUGGACUGUCAGACAGUGAUCAGGGAUGUAGAACAGCAGUUCAAAUACACACAGCCAAACAUCUGCCGAAAUCCAGUUUGUGCCAACAGGAGGAGAUUCUUACUGGAUACAAAUAAAUCAAGAUUUGUUGAUUUUCAAAAGGUUCGUAUUCAAGAGACCCAAGCUGAGCUUCCUCGAGGGAGUAUCCCCCGCAGUUUAGAAGUAAUUUUAAGGGCUGAAGCUGUGGAAUCAGCUCAAGCUGGUGACAAGUGUGACUUUACAGGGACACUGAUUGUUGUGCCUGACGUCUCCAAGCUUAGCACACCAGGAGCACGUGCAGAAACUAAUUCCCGUGUCAGUGGUGUUGAUGGAUAUGAGACAGAAGGCAUUCGAGGACUCCGGGCCCUUGGUGUUAGGGACCUUUCUUAUAGGCUGGUCUUUCUUGCCUGCUGUGUUGCGCCAACCAACCCAAGGUUUGGGGGGAAAGAGCUCAGAGAUGAGGAACAGACAGCUGAGAGCAUUAAGAACCAAAUGACUGUGAAAGAAUGGGAGAAAGUGUUUGAGAUGAGUCAAGAUAAAAAUCUAUACCACAAUCUUUGUACCAGCCUGUUCCCUACUAUACAUGGCAAUGAUGAAGUAAAACGGGGUGUCCUGCUGAUGCUCUUUGGUGGCGUUCCAAAGACAACAGGAGAAGGGACCUCUCUUCGAGGGGACAUAAAUGUUUGCAUUGUUGGUGACCCAAGUACAGCUAAGAGCCAAUUUCUCAAGCACGUGGAGGAGUUCAGCCCCAGAGCUGUCUACACCAGUGGUAAAGCGUCCAGUGCUGCUGGCUUAACAGCAGCUGUUGUGAGAGAUGAAGAAUCUCAUGAGUUUGUCAUUGAGGCUGGAGCUUUGAUGUUGGCUGAUAAUGGUGUGUGUUGUAUUGAUGAAUUUGAUAAGAUGGACGUGCGGGAUCAAGUUGCUAUUCAUGAAGCUAUGGAACAGCAGACCAUAUCCAUCACUAAAGCAGGAGUGAAGGCUACUCUGAACGCCCGGACGUCCAUUUUGGCAGCAGCAAACCCAAUCAGUGGACACUAUGACAGAUCAAAAUCAUUGAAACAGAAUAUAAAUUUGUCAGCUCCCAUCAUGUCCCGAUUCGAUCUCUUCUUUAUCCUUGUGGAUGAAUGUAAUGAGGUUACAGAUUAUGCCAUUGCCAGGCGCAUAGUAGAUUUGCAUUCAAGAAUUGAGGAAUCAAUUGAUCGUGUCUAUUCCCUCGAUGAUAUCAGAAGAUAUCUUCUCUUUGCAAGACAGUUUAAACCCAAGAUUUCCAAAGAGUCAGAGGACUUCAUUGUGGAGCAAUAUAAACAUCUCCGCCAGAGAGAUGGUUCUGGAGUGACCAAGUCUUCAUGGAGGAUUACAGUGCGACAGCUUGAGAGCAUGAUUCGUCUCUCUGAAGCUAUGGCUCGGAUGCACUGCUGUGAUGAGGUCCAACCUAAACAUGUGAAGGAAGCUUUCCGGUUACUGAAUAAAUCAAUCAUCCGUGUGGAAACACCUGAUGUCAAUCUAGAUCAAGAGGAAGAGAUCCAGAUGGAGGUAGAUGAGGGUGCUGGUGGCAUCAAUGGUCAUGCUGACAGCCCUGCUCCUGUGAACGGGAUCAAUGGCUACAAUGAAGACAUAAAUCAAGAGUCUGCUCCCAAAGCCUCCUUAAGGCUGGGCUUCUCUGAGUACUGCCGAAUCUCUAACCUUAUUGUGCUUCACCUCAGAAAGGUGGAAGAAGAAGAGGACGAGUCAGCAUUAAAGAGGAGCGAGCUUGUUAACUGGUACUUGAAGGAAAUCGAAUCAGAGAUAGACUCUGAAGAAGAACUUAUAAAUAAAAAAAGAAUCAUAGAGAAAGUUAUUCAUCGACUCACACACUAUGAUCAUGUUCUAAUUGAGCUCACCCAGGCUGGAUUGAAAGGCUCCACAGAGGGAAGUGAGAGCUAUGAAGAAGAUCCCUACUUGGUAGUUAACCCUAACUACUUGCUCGAAGAUUGAGAUAGUGAAAGUAACUGACCAGAGCUGAGGAACUGUGGCACAGCACCUCGUGGCCUGGAGCCUGGCUGGAGCUCUGCUAGGGACAGAAGUGUUUCUGGAAGUGAUGCUUCCAGGAUUUGUUUUCAGAAACAAGAAUUGAGUUGAUGGUCCUAUGUGUCACAUUCAUCACAGGUUUCAUACCAACACAGGCUUCAGCACUUCCUUUGGUGUGUUUCCUGUCCCAGUGAAGUUGGAACCAAAUAAUGUGUAGUCUCUAUAACCAAUACCUUUGUUUUCAUGUGUAAGAAAAGGCCCAUUACUUUUAAGGUAUGUGCUGUCCUAUUGAGCAAAUAACUUUUUUUCAAUUGCCAGCUACUGCUUUUAUUCAUCAAAAUAAAAUAACUUGUUCUGAAGUUGUCUAUUGGAUUUCUUUCUACUGUACCCUGAUUAUUACUUCCAUCUACUUCUGAAUGUGAGACUUUCCCUUUUUGCUUAACCUGGAGUGAAGAGGUAGAACUGUGGUAUUAUGGAUGAGGUUUCUAUGAGAAGGAGUCAUUAGAGAACUCAUAUGAAAGCUAGAGGCCUUAGAGAUGACUUUCCAAGGUUAAUUCCAGUUGUUUUUUUUUUUUUUUAAGUUUAUAAAAGUUUAUUAUACUUUUUUAAAAUUACUCUUUAGUAAUUUAUUUUACUUCUGUGUCCUAAGGGUAAUUUCUCAGGAUUGUUUUCAAAUUGCUUUUUUAGGGGAAAUAGGUCAUUUGCUAUAUUACAAGCAAUCCCCAAAUUUUAUGGUCUUCCAGGAAAAGUUAUUACCGUUUAUGAUACUAACAGUUCCUGAGACUUAGCUAUGAUCAGUAUGUUCAUGAGGUGGAGCAGUUCCUGUGUUGCAGCUUUUAACAACAGAUGGCAUUCAUUAAAUCACAAAGUAUGUUAAAGGUCACAAAAGCAAAAUAACUGUCUGAGGCUAAGGCCCACGUGGGACAGUCUAAUACCCAUGAGUACUCAACUUGCCUUGAUGUCUGAGCUUUCCAGUGCAAUGUGAAUUUGAGCAGCCAGAAAUCUAUUAGUAGAAAGCAAGACAGAUUAAUAUAGGUUAAAACAAUGAUUUAAAUAUGUUUCUCCCAAUAAUUAUCUCUUUCCCUGGAAUCAACUUGUAUGAAACCUUGUCAAAAUGUACUCCACAAGUAUGUACAAUUAAGUAUUUUAAAAAUAAAUGGCAAACAUUAAAAACAA
Molecule: messenger RNA, 3753 nt
Organism: Homo sapiens (human)
Lineage: Eukaryota; Metazoa; Chordata; Mammalia; Primates; Hominidae
Gene: MCM6
Product: minichromosome maintenance complex component 6
Exons: 17
Coding region: 79-2544 (821 amino acids)
Biological process (GO): DNA metabolic process; DNA replication; DNA replication initiation
Cellular component (GO): MCM complex; nucleus; chromosome
Molecular function (GO): ATP binding; DNA helicase activity; single-stranded DNA binding
Source: RefSeq, marked reviewed